GCAGCCUCAUACAUCCUGCAAUGACAAUCAAUCGGGAAGGCAUCUGUUUGACCUCGGAGGGUCUACCAAUACAGUAUGAGUAUUCAUGGCUUCACCGCAAUUGUACCUCUGCCGAGACUCACCAUCGGCGAGCACAAGGCUCUGGGCGACUCUUCUCUGGGCUCUUAACUGUGAAUGUGGUGUUUGUAGGAGCUGCUCUAAUAAGUAGUGUGAUCUUAAGUAAAAGUUCUAUGGCCGCCGAAAGCUACCAGAUCUACUUGUCAGUACUCAUGCUUGUUAGCUCAGCAUGGUCGCUCUACCACCUGCUGUACACCCGCAAAAAAACACAUGCAGUUCUACUUAAGGACCACCAUGCAGGAGCUCUAGCGCUGCGAGCCUCAUUGGUCUUUUUUGGAGUAAGCAGUGUUCUUCUGUUCGUCUUUAAGACUGGUUAUGAUGCGGUUUUGCCUUGCACGUUACCACUGGAAAUAUUUUUUUCUUGCACGCAAAUACUCUUCAUCUGCAUACAGACUUGUCUCCUCUGGAUAUCCUCCAAGGACUGUAUUCAAGUUCAGCACAAUGUAACCAGAUGUGGCAUAAUGCUGACAUUGGCCACCAACCUGCUGCUUUGGUUUCUAGCCGUAAUCAAUGAGUCUGUGUAUCGGGAACGUGAGAGCUCAGUAAUGAACACAACAACAGAGGAGAACACCCUUUGCUCUUGCCCAGUUUAUUCCCUGUGUUGGACUUUCCAGCAGGGGUAUGUGACACUCUACCCCUUUAACUUGGAAUACAGUCUAAUCUGCGCAUCUAUGCUCUUCGUGAUGUGGAAAAAUGUUGGCAGCAUAGAGAAUCUUACAAGUGGUUUAGAACAAUCUAGUUUCCGUUUGCGCGGAGUGGUAUAUGGUCCUCUUCUGGGACUUGUGACUUUGUUAAUAGGAAUAUAUGUCUUCAUCCAGUACCGCAUCCAGGUUUCAGUUGAGACUGCAUCACUGACAUCUUACCGACUUUAUUAUGUAUACAACAUAAUUUUGCUUACUGCCAUGAUAAUUUGCUGUGUUAUUGGCAUGCUUGCACACAGUUUUGGCCAAGGAGAGUGCAAAAAAAAGGACAGCGGUGGUCAAAAAGAAAAAUACACACGUCAAGAUGAAAAGAAAAGCACAGCAAAGGAGACCAGUGAGAAUGGAAAACCGGAGAACAAAGAGAACGGGGAAAUGAAGGUGGUUAUGGAAGAUAAUCUCGAUAAUGCUGGAAGAAAGGAACUAACAAAAGAACAGCUGGAGCUGGAACUGGAUCUACAGUGGCAAGAGGGAAAAAGAGAUGAACACAUUGAACAUCACGAAGAGCAUACAGAACACAGAGAGAAUUACACUGAGAAGCACACCAGGCAUAGAGGGAGGACAACAGAACAUAGACACAAAGUGGGAGAUGGAAAGCCAGAGGAAAACUGCCAUAUCAGACCGGGAUCAAGUAAGAACUACACUCGGAGCAUUGAGAUUAUCUUACUGUUGGGAGCUACUCUAGGCCGGUUCUCCAUUUCAUACUAUUCCAUUGUCGCCACAUUGGCAGUUAAUUCCUGGAAUAUGGUAAACAGUCUCAGCGUCGCAUACUCGUUCCUUAUGAUCCUACAACACAUAUUGCAAAAUAUUUUCAUCAUUGAGUGCAUGAGAAGUGAACAUAAAGAAACUACCAGUAUAAUCAUAGUUAAUGAAAACGCAGAAGAAAUGAUAGAUCCCCUACGACGAAUGUCUUUGGUGGAAAUGCGAAAAGUGUCUCUGGCCUAUCUAGAAAGUGUUGGGCGUUUAAGCACCAGUCGCAGAGCUGUUAAAGAGAUUUCACUUUUCUUGGUUUUUGGAAAUAUCGUGUUCUGGAUUAUGUCAGCAUUUGGAAAUCAACCACAAUAUACCAAUGGAUUGGAAAGGGAGUUCUAUGGAUUUUCUGCCUGGUUUUCAAUCCUAAAUUUUGGCCUGCCUUUAACGGUUUUCUACAGGAUGCACAGUGUUGGGGCAUUUCUGGGUAUCUACAUGAACACCUGAGAGCCAUCACUUCCCUAGACUUUUUUCCUCAAUAACUGGAGAACCAGGCUAUACUGUAAUGUACACUUUGAAUAAACUUUAUACACAAAUAUGUAUUUCAGACCACAUCCAAUGGUUCCUAUAUAAAUAUUACAAGGCAACGAGAAUGGCUUAUUUAGAACACUGUUAAGUGCUUUAAGCUCAUGAUCAGUUUGUAUAGAUUCACUGUUAAUUAGGAAAAUUAUUACCGUAAAAUUAAGUUUACAGUCUCGAAAGGCUCAUAUGCACCAAACAUAGGAAUUAAAAGUAAGAUACCAGGCUUAUUUGUAAACUCAGGGCUGUCAUCAUCAUACACAAAAUGUGUUCAUCUUAAAUCCGUUAUUCCCACUCUUAUUUCCUUUGCU
This is a messenger RNA of Pelobates fuscus (common spadefoot toad), 2395 nucleotides long. RefSeq names its product proton channel OTOP3-like. Gene Ontology annotation, molecular function: proton channel activity. Gene Ontology annotation, cellular component: membrane. The transcript has 7 exons. The record is from RefSeq and is a predicted model, not a curated record. The coding region runs from base 21 to 2012 and encodes 663 amino acids. Gene Ontology annotation, biological process: proton transmembrane transport. NCBI's taxonomy places the organism in Eukaryota, Metazoa, Chordata, Amphibia, Anura, Pelobatidae.